AUGAGUGCUAGAAUUACUCACAAGGAAAGUCUUCCAGGGCAAAACUACAUCAAACGUCGACGAACCGAGCCAGGACCAAUCUUUGCUGUCAAAAAAGAUGAACCCCAAGAAGAGAAAGGGCAGAUCAGUGAUUCUCCCAACACCGAUCCCACGCCAACAAGCACCAUUGAUCCCGUAGGAACCUUCGUAAAGGAAAAAGCUGCAGAAGACCACAUCAAACGCACAAACUCGGCUUCACUAUCCACAUCGGAGGCGGAAUCAUCAUCUUCGGACGAUGAUGAUGAAAUCAUUGAACGAGAACGAGAAAGAUUGGCCCAACUACACAAAAAAAAUGUAGCCCCUGGCGAUAGCAAUCGCGAAACUGGACCUGGAUCUAUAGCGUCCGGUGGUACGCAUACUAAGCUUGGGGAUUACAAUUACGAUGUUCUCUUUCGCCGCUCUGAUUGGCGACAUAAAACCUCUGAAAAGUCAACUGAUAAGUGGAAAUCUGUUAUAAAUAACAAACAAGGGUCAGAACCGUUUCAACAAUUCAUGAAAAAACACUUCAAAUAA
Phytomonas sp. Hart1 is the source of this 552-nucleotide messenger RNA. The record is from the annotation of a GenBank genome assembly. NCBI's taxonomy places the organism in Eukaryota, Euglenozoa, Kinetoplastea, Trypanosomatida, Trypanosomatidae.